Messenger RNA from Miscanthus lutarioriparius, 522 nucleotides. Lineage: Eukaryota; Viridiplantae; Streptophyta; Magnoliopsida; Poales; Poaceae. The record is from the annotation of a GenBank genome assembly.
AUGGCCGCAUCAGGGGUGGCGGCGGACGAUGUCCGGGUCAAGAAGUUCUACCGGGAGCAAUUCAUCAUCUUGUGCAGUUCACCGGCGAUCAAGGACCGGGUGCGGGCGGCAUCGCCGGUACCGCUCAACGACACGCCGCUGGUGCUCCUACCGUGGACUCGACUGGCGCACGCAAACCUAUCGACGCUACAGUACAAGCUCACCGUCGAGCUUGAGGGGGUGCCGCCGCACGUCUGGCGUGAAGACACCGCAGCCAAGCUCCUCGCGCCGUACUGCUGGAUACAGAGCAUCGAGCCAAUCACGGCCGCCGGCGACGACCUAUCCUCGUUCCGCCUCACAGCAUGGACGAAUAAGCCGAGCUCCCUGCCACAAAUCUUAUGGCUCAAUGUCGCAGAGCACGAGGUCAGAUCAGCGGAGACCGGAGGGGUCAGAUUCCGCGGGACUCAACCGUUCCUGUGGAAGGACACGCUGCGGUACAGGAUCAUCGUCCACCUGAGAUGCGUUCAUGACUACUCGCCGUAG